AUGGAUGUCAGGUCGAACAGUUCGAGUGAUAUCGAAGAGAUGGACGAGGAAAGGUUGGCUCCACUCAUUAAUAUAGCUAGAAGAAGGUACAGCGAAGUUUUGAAGGCGCAUUCUGGGAUCAUGCAGGUAAGCUGUUGGAUCAAACUGUCAGUUAUGGCUCAUUCAAUGGAAAAUUUUUUGCUUUCAUUUUUAAAUUUUUUGCGGGGCUUGUGCACAAUUGUGUGCAAAGUUCACCCUCCCAAGGCAACGCAAAGCGUCUUUUCGGGGGAUAAGCUAUAAUAAUCGUGGAAGAUCAAGUCAUUUCCAUAGAUAACGUUGAACAAGUAAUAACCAUGCCCUCUGAGUCAAGCAGAACAUAAUCUUACUGCCUAAAGGCAUAUUAUUUUUUGAUUAUUUUAGUCAUGAUGAUUUUUAAAAGUAGUCUAACUCAUUUCUUUCUCUUAUGGCAUUUGAAAUCGAUCUUCAUGCAAGAAUACUCGAAAGAUGACAAAAAACAGCAACAACUUCGAUCUAAGCCGCUUUUCGCCUGCCAUUUUUUGAAUAAAAAUAUAUUGAAGACGCCCUAUCACCUGCACCCACCCACACAAAUACGGAAACGGGAAAAGAUUUCUCGCUUUAUCGCAAACAGUUCCCCUUCAAGGCGUCGCCGGGAAAAUUUCAUAAAACACGAAUGAUGAUUUAUGACUCCGACUCGAGCAGAUUACCACUUCCCAAACAUUGAUUUAGCGAUGAUUUAGAGGGAUUAGACCUCAUUGAAGCGAGCCGAACGGCGUUCCGCCAGAUCUGACGUCCGACUUUUUUGGAGCCUGCGGCAGAAAGCAACGUCGAUCGUCUUCAGCCGCCGGUCGCAUCUUCUUCUUCCCUUUUUCGCCUUCUUUCCCCCCAAAAACUGCAAUACCGCUUCACGCCCUGCGGGCUGGCGUUGUCAGUGAUUCUUUUUUCUCUCUCUUUGCUCCGUUCCGAAUUAAUUUAUUUAUUCAUCAUAUACUCUGUUGAUCUUGAUACUUUUAUGUUUUUCGGGUGCAUUUUCCAUAGUUUUAUGGGCGUCCCGGGCCCGGGUUGAUAAGGCCCUGCGGGCAAUUAGAAGCAGAAACAGGCUUAUUGUUUGGGGGCUGCAAUUAAAGUGGAGUUGAUUUUGACGGUAAUGCUGCAUUAUGAUCUGUAAUUUGCAUAAUAUAACAGAAGAUUGUUGUAGUACCUUGAGAAUAACACCUUGUAUUCGCCGUUGUGACAAAAUUUUUUUUGCAAAACUCAAUUGUUUUAUGACCUUGUAAGACUAAUCCUUUUAUCUAUCAAUUUCCUAUAUUAUUAUGAUGACACAAGACCCCCAAGACAACGUAAGAAUUCCCCACUCCUAGCUCAAAUUUAGUCGAAAACCGGGUCAUGAUUUGAUUUUACAUCAGUCUUAAACAACUUGAUCGUCUCAAAUUUAUCUCAGGACGUCAUCAGCAAGAGUUUGCGUGGUCUUUCCGAGAUUUAUAACCGAAGAAUUGUGAUUUACGGGCUUAUGAUUCAUAACGCCUCACCUAAUUAUUUUGUUUGCAUUUUGUCCGAGAAAUCGGAGUAUCAGGUCCAUCUUUGUGAAAGGUUUAGGGAUUAGAUCAGAAGUUUGAUUAUUUUUGAGAAAAUGUAAAAAAAAAACGCUAAAUUGUCGUCAUACUCUUAAUUUAAGGAUGAAUCAAACAUGGAAUGUUACUUUGCUUUGGAAAAAAAUCCAGAACAAAAGAGCUAAAUCAUAGUUCCUUCUGGAAUUCUAUCAUGAAGCUCUCUGGUAACGCCCCUCUAGUAAACAAAAAUUAUUAUUUAAGUUCCCUUUAUGUUUAACAUAUUUUGCAUGAGUUAACUAAACAGGUCCGAUAUUGAUUUCAAUAAUUUUUUGCACUGACGCUUCAUGAGCAGCCGAAAUAUUCAACGAUCUGUUUUAAGAGAUAGAACGUAAAAUAGGGAGACCCGGCAAGAUAAAAAUUUUUUGAGGCUGUUAUUUUUGUAUUUUCUUCAUGAAAAACAUUGUUUUUUCAAAAUAAAUUUCACGCCGCGCUAGUAAUGCCCCAGAAAUUUUCAAACCUGAAAAGUGGGGUUGAAGCUCGAUCAAAAAAGUCCGGUGGCUAUGGAAAAUCGCAAGCUAAGAAUCUCUGACAUGAAUUAUAAAAAAAAAACGUUCAAAAUCUAGCAAAUUUUCAUCUGAUUCAAUUUCCACUUUUAUACAGAUUUCGGGAGGCAAUUGUUUUAAUCUUAAUUUGCCGUAGGGUCCGCCAAAAUUGAAGCGCCCAGUUCGGGGAACUUGCUUCGAAAGUUCGCGCAGUUUUAAAACAUCAAAUCUCAUCGAGUUUUCACGAUAACUUUUUAAUUUUUCACGUGUAAAAUGGCUGUUACGCCCUACAUGUAUUAUCAAAAAUUUCUCAAUACAUUGCUGUUCUCCUUUUCCGAAACCAUUGUGUUUAUCGGCUGAUUUAAUCUCUUGCGAUCUGUUCUUGACUGACUGUGUCAACGCGCCUCUCGAACGUCAACUCUUUUUUCGAAAAAAGCGAAAAUAUCCGCAGGGAAAAAUCCAAAACAACCUUUGUAAAAGACUCUCAAAGGGAGCCGAGAGGGUUCAUGAUAAAUUACAGAGGAAACAAUUAGCUGACUACUGAUAAAAUUCUGAAGAAUUUUGCUUGUUCGAGAUGGUUUAUUACAAUCAAAACGAAUUUUGUACUUUUUGACGACUGUUUGAUUGUUUUUGUCAUUGUAGCGGGCAGGAUAGUAAUAUUUCGAAAACUGCUUUUUCAUAUUGGCAUAUGGACAUGAUUUAGAUUUCGAGCGGUUUCAAGGGUGAUAAACGAGGGAUUUCCUGGAAAAUCGGGGUUUCAAUUGAAAGUCUCGAGAGCUUACCGCAUCAUAAUGCAUUUGGACUAUUACUUUCAAGUUUAUGUUAACUUUUAAGCCCUGAAAUUUGAUUCAAAACAUCCUCUUUCCCCCUUAUUGCAAUAAUAUUAAACAUUUCUCCGCCUCUAAUUCAUAAGAGCCCUGGGCUCCACUGAUCUUACAAAGACGCUUGAGCCGUUCGUUGUAAACUGGCGCGAACCAGUUUUGGCUGAUGUUUCAUCUGUUUUGACAAUCAUGUGUCCAGUCAAAUGGUUUAUUGAGGCUUUCUUUGAUUUUUCGAUUUCCAAUCUCAUCUGAUUUACAUGCUUAAUGGACUUUUGACUCCGCGUUCCGUGCCCCAAAUGUUCGGGAAUUUCGCCUUUUCCAGGAGUUUCGGUGCUUACAAAGUUUUGAUAUUAUCGUACAGCGGGGUUUACGUUUUGUAUUUUUGAAUGUGCAAAGGGUUUAUAAAGUAAAUUUAUUUGUUUUUUGCAGAAGAAGAUUACAGAAGCGGUUUUUAGGGUUUUGAGUAAUUUUACAGCCGUAUUUUAGCCGCAAAUGUAGAUGAAAUUGAAAAAAUACAAUAUUUUGUGAUACGAUGAUAAAUCAAUAUUGCCAUUUUAGGCGAGCCAGAAGCGCCGUUCAAUUUCUUAUGCCUCAAGGCCGCCAACGCAAGGCCCUAACGCCGUCAACUCGCUGAUCCAUCGCUUCAACAGUUUCGACGCCGGCGCCCGUGGCCGCAGGAGACGAUCCACGAUAUUUGACCGGUGAGUAACCUUGAUUAGCCGAAUUUUAUUAUGUUUCCUUAUACUCGAAAAUCUCCCAACAAAUACAACCCCUUUUCUCGACGUGACAUCGAUUAAGGCCCUUAAGCAUUUGUUAUGAGACUCCAAGUGAGGCUGGCGUCAUUACGCAACAGCUUCACCAUAAUCUCCGUCCACCAAACGGUUGA
Bursaphelenchus xylophilus (pine wood nematode) is the source of this 3796-nucleotide messenger RNA. Lineage: Eukaryota; Metazoa; Nematoda; Chromadorea; Rhabditida; Aphelenchoididae. The record is from the annotation of a GenBank genome assembly.